AAGGGUUGAAGAAUGCCCAUGCGGUUGCUGAAGACACCUAUGAAUCCAUCAUGGCAAAGAUCCAUGAUGUUGUCGAAUCAAUGAAGUCUGAAGAGGCCAAUAUUGAGGAGGAGCAAGCGGAGGAGCCAAAGAAGUUCCAUGACAACCCACACCACAAGGGACCACACCACAAGGGACCACACCACAAGGGCCCACACCAUAAGGACCCACAUCACCGCUUGAUCACUGAUUAUCCAAAUGCCCCACACGCUGUAUCUCCACAUCGUGCUGGUAAGAAGGGAUGCAAGGGCUUCAAGGUUUCAACGGAUGAGAUCUCUACUGUUGAAACAAUCAAGCAAUGGGGUGAAGACGUUGUUGCAGGUGUCAAGUCCAUUGACUUUGCUGAUUCUGCAAAGCGUAUCUCUGAAUCUCCAGAGGCUGUUUGUGCAGUUGCAUCCGGAUUCCUUGGUGGAUUCCUGAUCUUGGGACUAAUUGCCAUCUUUGCAAAGCUUCACGCUCGUAGAUUGCAACAAAUUAGACUUGAAGAUGAAGAACUCAACGAGAAGAAGUGAA
Williopsis jadinii is the source of this 552-nucleotide messenger RNA. RefSeq lists its product as uncharacterized. The record is from RefSeq and is a predicted model, not a curated record. The transcript has 2 exons. The coding region runs from base 51 to 551 and encodes 166 amino acids. Lineage: Eukaryota; Fungi; Ascomycota; Saccharomycetes; Phaffomycetales; Wickerhamomycetaceae.